This is a messenger RNA of Mesocricetus auratus (golden hamster), 1231 nucleotides long. It is a transcript of the gene Fam187b, whose product is annotated as family with sequence similarity 187 member B. The coding region runs from base 30 to 1124 and encodes 364 amino acids. The transcript has 2 exons. NCBI's taxonomy places the organism in Eukaryota, Metazoa, Chordata, Mammalia, Rodentia, Cricetidae. The record is from RefSeq and is a predicted model, not a curated record.
UUCUGAUGUUCCUCCUGUAGUCUUCAACCAUGCUGGCCACUCUGUGGCUGGCUAGUCUUUCUCUUCCCUUGCUGUGGGCCCAGAAACUAAUCAACUGUCCCUACAAGAACUUGUGCCGCUACGCCCUGCUCUCAGGCAAUGACGUGAUCCUCCAGUGUAACUACCCCAAAGCACUAUGGUAUUUCUCUUCAACUCUGGAGGACACACUGUCCCUGCUCAACUCCAUGCCCAACGUGAAGAUUCUGCCCGGGAGUAACCUGCAGUUACCCAACCCUCAGCCCUCCCAGACGGGGCUCUACCGCUGCCUGGAUGGUCACAAGACCCGGGUGGUGGAAUAUGAGAUUGACUUUCAGGAUAUAGCCCUGCUGCACGUCACACACAAAGACCUGGGCCAAACACCCAUGGGAAACGAGACCAUGAACUUAGGAGGCGAGGUAAUCGUCUUUACCCGCUGGGAUCCUUGGCAAGAUUGCAACCGCUGUGAGAAGCCCGGCGAGCGCAAACGUCUAGGCUACUGCUACGUGGAGGAGCCUCUAGGGAAACCCACGCCCUGCUGGCUCUACAUGCGAGAGAAGGUGACCCACAAACGCCUGCGGCCUGAGCUCCAGCUGCAAGCCUGCCGGGUGCCCUGUGACACCGUCAUAGAAACCAACCAGCCGUUCUUCGUCUUUGACACUCGCCAGCUGGACAAAGCCACCGACCACGUGUGGCUCAGCUGUCCCUUGGCUUCCAUCUACAGGCCUGUCCACUGGGAAGUCAACGACACGGCGAUAACGUGGCAGAACCAGCUCUCUGGCGAGUACGUGAGCAGCUUCAUGGACCCACUGAGCGGUGGCCAGCAGCUGAAGGUCUUCCAGCCGGCCAUUUACAGGUGUUUCGUGGAACAGGAGCUCAUAGCCCAGUUCAACCCCACAGACCCUGAAGACGAGCUGAGAGAGUCUGAGAGACAAUCCAAAGGCCAGGGGUGGUUCAGGACCCAGCCAGGCAAGGCAGACUCGGUCCUCAGGGGCUUGAAACUGAUGUUGCUGACGCUGUCUCUACUGGUUGUGGGGGGGCUUCUCUGUAAGGUGGUCUUCCGUCCUGUCCGAGGCAAGAAGAGGAACCAGGUCCUCCUGGUGAAAUAGGCUGAACCUCCUGUACCCGAGGGUCUCUCUCCACUGGCCCAUCCUUAGCUCUAUCCAUACUAGCCCUGGAGGUGUGGGAGCCAACACAGACCUGUAUUCAAACCCAA